CGGGAAACCAAAAUGGCGAACGUGCUCGGGGAAAAUGAGCCGUUUGUUAUUUUCUGAGAAGGGUGCAUAGUCGAUACGUUUGGGCUGCUCUCGUUUGCUGUAAAAAAAAUCAACACGCGAAUAUUGACUUUGUUUACUCAAGUGAGCUGUAGAAGCGGAGGUGCCCGAAUGAGAGACUCAGGCGUUUUGAGUCAUCUGUCUGUCGAUGAGAGAUCCCACCCCUCACGGCAGCAGCCUGUUCCCUUGUCCCCCACGAGCCGAGCGAGUGUGGUGUAUGGAGAACAGGACAGGUUCACUGAGGGACAGGACGUCUUGGCCCGGUGGUCCGAUGGCUUGAUCUACUUGGGGACAAUCGCUAAGAUCGAUCGCGAAAAGCAGCGAUGCUUUGUGGUGUUUGAGGAUCGAUCCAAAUCUUGGGUUCUCUGGAAAGAUAUUCAGACAGGAGACGAAGACGAGGAUGACGAGGAUGACGAUGACAUCGUGUGCUCCAUAUGUCAGGAUGAAACGUCCGAGGAACCCAAUGAGAUUGUCAUUUGUGACAAGUGUGGGCAAGGCUACCAUCAGAUUUGCCACUCGCCCAUCAUUGAUGCUGCUGUCAUUGACUCGGACGACAAAUGGCUUUGCUCCGAAUGUCAGCUCAAUGCUUUCCCAAAGCAGGAGGACACACAACACAUGGAACUGUCCUUCCCAUAUGCCCCAGAGGAACUGGAGUGGGAUGAAGACCACCGAACCAACAUGCAGCAGUGCUACUGCUACUGUGGAGGUCCAGGAAACUGGUACCUGAAGAUGCUGCAGUGCAGUAGGUGUGAGCAGUGGUUCCAUGAAGCCUGCCUCCAUUGCUUACCGAUGCCAAUGCUCUAUGGAGACAGGUUUUAUGUUUUCAUUUGCUCUGUUUGCAACGGUGGACCGGAGUAUCUGAGCCGACUGCCUCUCAGAUGGGAGGAUGUGACACACCUGAGCCUGUACAACCUGACUAUGAUCCACAAGAAGAAGUACUUUGAAUCUGAGAUGGACCUGAUGGCCUAUAUCAACAACAACUGGGAGCUGCUACAGCUUGGUGAGCUUUCCAGUACUCCAAUAUCAAUGCGAUUUGCGUGUGUUCUUGAGGCACUAAACAGCAACACAACCAAGUUCAUGUCGGGAAAGGAGGUAAAGAAGAAGAAGCACUUGUUUGGACUGAGGGUUCGAUUCCCUCCCACUCCCCCCAGUGGGGAGCAACCAGCCAGCAGACCCAUGGAGCGCCCCUCAUGUGGGAUCACUGUCAACUCAAGCAAAUUGCCAUCUGGCAUGAGUACCUUAACCAACGGGGCACGGAAGAAGUCCAAAAAGAAGAAGAGGAAGCAAGCAACGCGUGCACUGGAAAGGCAGACGAAACGCAGAUGUUCCAGUGAACUCCUGUCCCACGAACUAAGAAAGCCCACGCCACUAGACUCCCACUCACUGGAUCGCUUUUCUUCUGUCAAGAGUGACAGGUCUUUACUGUCAUCUCAAACCUCAGAUGUGGAGUCUAUCGGAGCCCUGAGCACCACAGAAACUACCUCAACUAGCCUCUCAAGACCAUCCAGCCUAUGCAGCGCCAGCAAGACCCAGUCGACUACUUCCACCAUGCCUCUUUUCCCUCCACCCUUAAAAAGGAAACGCGGGCGGCCAAGGCGAGCCUUGCCGCCUUGCAACCCAGAGAUCCUCUCCCCCAGGCAGGCCGACCCCAAUGCUUCUGGCGCAGAUAUGGCGACCCCUCUCCCGGGACUGCACUCUACAGACAUAGUUCACGGCAUGGACCCCAACAGCCAGCUGUCUCACCUCAAGAGCUCCAUCAGCACCUAUUUUGGGCCAGCGGGUAGGCUGGCUUGUGGAGAGAAGUACAAAGUCCUGGCUCGAAGGGUCACCCUGGAUGGCAAGGUGCAGUACCUGGUGGAGUGGGAGGGUGUCACUGCCUCCUAGACUAUAAGAGGUGUCUUAACUGUACACCUGGCUUUUAAUCAGAGCAUUAAUUUAAUUGUUUGCCUUAUAGCAUAAUUGCAUUGUCAUUUUUUGAAAAACAAGAAAAAAACACAACCAGUUCAACGAACGAGUCUAGUCGUGAUUCAAACUUUGCUGAUUACCAUAACCUAACGUAAAGAAAACAAUUUUUUUUAGCAAGCAUCUUGGUAUUUUUUUUUAAAGUUACAAAUGACUUGGCAAUUGUGCUAUUAGGCUAAUGUAAUAUGUACCUGUUUAGUUUAGACUGGAGUGUUAUGAAGCUUUCUGCAAAGCCUACUGGUUCAGUGCAGUCCACUGUGAAUAUUAUACAUUCAAACAUAUCUUACAGUUCAUUGGUAUAUAUGAGGCUUUGGCAUAUUUGUAUCUCUUUGCUCUUUAGCAAUUUUUUCUUUUGUCGUUGCUUGGAAUGUUUACAACAGGCCCUCAGUUAUGCAUAAAACUGUUCAAUGCACUGCACCUGUAGGCUUUCAAUGAUGGUGUUUUAUUGUAAAACCAGUUAAUACGCGUGUCAAUUUCAAACCAACUGAGUAUAAAAUUACAUUUUCUUUCAAGGAAUGUAGCCUGUGUUAAACUUGUGACAUUGCCAAUCUGGGUGAUGAUAAGGGGAAAUUUUGUUUUGCCACUGAUGUUGCACCGUGAACUUUUGUGUCCACUUGGAUGACAUUUAUUUUUGUACAGUGUUUGCAGAGUUAUAACAUCCCUCUAUACGUGUGUUCCCUAUUCUGUUCCCAUCUGCAAGUACCUCUAAUUGUGUCUGGCAGCCUUCAGUUCAGUUUUGGAAAGUGUGCUCAUUUUUGUGCUGUUCAGGAGACAAUUAAGAGAUGCGCUGCUGCAAAUUGUUGUUUUAUACUGUAUGUUUAAGUAUAAACUACAUUUAUUUUUUACAGUACAUUUUUCCACUUUACUUCCAUGUGUGUCUUUGCUGUUCAGCCUGGUAGAUGCCUGAUUUGGAUCCCACAUGAACAGUAGAAGUUAAAUGCUCAAAAUAUAGCAGCAUUUCUUUAUUAAGUUCUUAAAAAAUAUUUUGGCCUAAAAACAACACAUGUAAUAACUAAAUGUGUUUUUCAGCAGACAAUGUAUUUAGGUCAUUCUAAAAGAUAUUGUUCUGUCAUUGUAGACCCAAAGCUUUACAACAAAAUUCACGUUAUAAAGUGGUGUGAUUUGAAUCUUUAAGGACCUAUUGAGUUUUUACUUUGUUUGAUAAUCAAAAAAAAAAUAAUAAUAAAGUGCUGC
Messenger RNA from Phycodurus eques (leafy seadragon), 3213 nucleotides. It is a transcript of the gene mtf2, whose product is annotated as metal response element binding transcription factor 2. Gene Ontology annotation, molecular function: DNA binding; chromatin binding. Bases 169 to 1941 code for a protein of 590 amino acids. The record is from RefSeq and is a predicted model, not a curated record. The transcript is spliced from 15 exons. Gene Ontology annotation, biological process: regulation of DNA-templated transcription; chromatin organization. Gene Ontology annotation, cellular component: nucleus. NCBI's taxonomy places the organism in Eukaryota, Metazoa, Chordata, Actinopteri, Syngnathiformes, Syngnathidae.